AUGCAACCUGAUAUGGCCGCUGUCAAAGACCGCAUGACACGAACAUUCUCCUGGAGACGACGUGAAAUCAUGGAAGGCAUGCCAGUAGAGGAAGUGCUCUCCAAAUAUCCCUUCUUAAAGAUGCCUGCUAUAUGUAUAGAUGAGGUUGACAGAAUUCACCCGACAGUCGUGGCAUUCUGUGACCGCUUCAGAGAAGGCUUUGUCGGUGUUUUGCCAAACAUACUUAAGCUGGCCCAGGGGAAGUCAACAGUGGCAAAACAGUACACUGAUGUCAGACAUGAUGCCCUGGUUGAAGACCUACCAGGAAUCGACUUGAGGGCUGGACUCAUUCUGUUGCCUUCAAUCUUCAGAGAAAAGAUUGAACAUUACAUCACUUUGGGAGAGAGGGAUGUUUCCACCCCGUAUCCAACGAUUCAACUGAUGGAGAAUGACUGGAAAGUGGCGAUGACCAGUACUGGGCCCAGUUUGGUGAAAGUGGAUGGCGUGGAUGUGUGCCAGUGCACAACUUUUGAUGAAGCUUUCAUAACGGCCUACAGUAUGUACUUCGUGUUCAACAUUGCAUACCCACCUCACCUGAAAAACACUUUGAGCUUUCUUCAGCGGCGCAUUGUCAGCAUUGUGGAAGAGGGAGACAAGACUCUGCCAAUAACUGUGCUCAGAAUAAUUAACCAAUUUUGA
This is a messenger RNA of Knipowitschia caucasica, 678 nucleotides long. The record is from the annotation of a GenBank genome assembly. NCBI's taxonomy places the organism in Eukaryota, Metazoa, Chordata, Actinopteri, Gobiiformes, Gobiidae.